AUGACAGUUUUUAAGGCCAGCGACUCUAAACUUUUUUUAAAACUUUCAGAAAAAUUCAUUUUUUUUGGCUUCUACGGAGGCGGUGAAAAUGGCCACAGUUCGAGUAGCUCAUCUUCGGAAUCCCAUGAAGGCGGUCGAGGCGGUCACGGCCACGGUCAUGAAGGUCGACCACGACCGCCACGACCACCACUACGCCCACGCCCGUCUAGAGAGAAGACCAACUGCCCAGCCGACUGGAUGCUGUUCAAACGAUCACAGGGCAAUUGGUGUGUUCAAGUUUUCGUUGGUACGAUGACCCAAUAUCAAGCCGAACCACUAUGUGUUGCGCAGGGAGCAGUGUUGUAUGGAUUGCAGAAUGAUGAUGAGAGAAUGAGAAUGGCAGAUACAUUCUAUUGGACUGAUGGACAAGCAACAGGAACCGAUGGAUUCGCAUGGGGGCCUCCCCUACAUGGAGGACCUCCACAGCCAGAUGGCGCCGUCAAUUCUUGGGGACAAAAUUAUUUUCAGAGCAUUUUUACUGAUUACCGAGUAUUUCGACAAAAGGAUUUUCUACUGACUUUGAAUGAUUUGUCGGCACAGAUUCCAUUCGAAGACAUUCAUGAAGAUUAUGAAUUUGAUGAAUUUGCAAAUAAUCUGAAAGCAAUGCCAAAAGCACCGUACUUGAUUUUGUACGACUCCUCAAAUAUCGAUGUGGUUCUCAAUCACGUCUGCAAUUUACAAUUCAUCCCAAACACUCUUCAACGAUUGGUUGCCGUGGCAUUUGACGAAAAAUCCGAAAUGAUUCUCCGAAAAAAUUACCCGGAAAUUCCGAAUGUUUUGAUAAAUUUGAAGCCAAUUGUGGAUUCGAUGGACCCAAAAAAACAGAAUCGCGGAUAUUUGGUGUAUACAUUGGCGCUGGUGGUCCAUGCGAAAAUUUGUGCAAGUUUGGCAGCUCGUGGCAUUGAUUUUUGGUCCAUGCAUCAAGACACAUUAUGGACCCAAAAUUUCGAUAUGAUGAAUGUUGAAGACCGCUAUCCAGAUGCCAAUAUGCUUUUCGAUACUAUUGGAAAUGAGAAUCCCUCAUACGACAGAAUGCGUGACUGGGUUUGUGGUGCCACAUUUUUUGUCAGAGGCAACCCGACGACGUUUCAAUUUUUCAGACAGCUAGAGUCCUACAUGCUAUCUUAUCAAUCACCAGACUCUUCGAUAAUGACAUAUCUAUGUGGUCAUCACCAUUAUAAAUGUGAAUUCCUACCCCAAUGGAUGGUUUCUUCGUUUAACUAUUUCGAAGGACCCAGAGAAAAUGUGCCAGUUUUGAUUCAAUUGGAUGGAGGGAAGAAACCGGGAGAAUCGAAAAUGGAUGUUUUGAAAAGAGGACAUUUUGUGUUUAGAAACCAAAAUGGGACAUGUAAUGAGAGGAGCUUUCAUAAGUUGAGGUAG
Molecule: messenger RNA, 1419 nt
Organism: Caenorhabditis briggsae
Lineage: Eukaryota; Metazoa; Nematoda; Chromadorea; Rhabditida; Rhabditidae
Exons: 9
Coding region: 1-1419 (472 amino acids)
Source: RefSeq, a predicted model, not a curated record